Messenger RNA from Cadophora gregata, 5755 nucleotides. RefSeq lists its product as uncharacterized. NCBI's taxonomy places the organism in Eukaryota, Fungi, Ascomycota, Leotiomycetes, Helotiales, Ploettnerulaceae. The coding region runs from base 2709 to 5525 and encodes 938 amino acids. The transcript is spliced from 2 exons. The record is from RefSeq and is a predicted model, not a curated record.
AUUAUCUUGAUGUUAGAUGUACCCCUGUGCUGAAUAACGUAGCGGUCAUCGUUGGUUACUUGUCGCACAGUUCAACCGCGGGAUAUAUCGAGAGAACCGAAGCGAAAGAUUGUAUCAUGGCUACUUGUAUUCAAUUACCCAUUACCAGAGUGCUUCUAGUAAUAAGAAGUCUCCAACCGCAGUUCCAAAACUUCUUGUCCUGACUCAACACUCUCAAAACCCCCGAACCUCCAAACCUGCCGAUCCCCUCCGCCAAAUCCAUCCCAAAAUCCCAACCGUUUGAAUCGCAUAUACCAUCUGCAGCGCUCAAGACCCUUAACUCGAGCCUUAAUACAUAUUGUAAAUGAUACACACGAGGCCGUUCCCGCCGGGUGUACCCUUCCUCCCGCCCAACGUAUGAACAGCGGACAACCCUCCUCGGAAAAUAAAAAGCAAAAUGUAAAACAUAUCGGCAUCGCACCAACCCAAAGCCUUUCGCAGAAUCGAGGAGCGUUUCAAGGGCCGCACGAUGGACACCUGAGUUUCUAGAUCGGUGUGACCUGGUGUGGCGAUGUGAUGGAAUGGAGAUGUGGGUUCGGGACUCGGGAGUAGUGGAGUUGGGCACAUUUUUUUCUGGGUGUUCUUUUUUUUGGGGAGGGGAUCCCUGGUUGAAGAUCUUGGGAUGUUCAUGGGUCUGGUGGGGAUUGGGCUGCCAUUCUGGAAUGCGCUUUUGGCUGCGUUUGGGAGGGUCUUCUCGAGGGGUCUGUACUGUGCUGUUGGAUGGUGGAUUGGGAAGUGGGGGAUCUCGGGGAGGGUGUUCUUUUUGCUUUUGAGAGGGAGGGGAGGGGAGUCUUGUCGGUAGAAGAUGGGAUGGCCUGGGUUUAAAGUCACAUCGGACAGGAUGUAGGAGGAAAGAAAGUUCCAAGUGAGGUCAUGAUGGCUUCAUAUUUCCUUAAUUGGGAUGUUAAGAAUGUGAGUGGAUGAUGAAUCGAUCGGUUUUGGUAUGGGAAUCGAGACUUAUCGUGGAGAGAAGAAUGAGGAUAUAUGUUCGAGUCACGAGACAUAGCCAUUUGGACUUUAUUUUCUUCAACAAAGCUGUGGAGUCUCCGGGUCCAUUGGAAAUCUCAAACAUUGAGGCUUGUAUGUUUGUACCUUGGGCAGGCGGAGAUAUACCGUACCUUGCCGUAUGUAUUCGCACCCAAUGGCACCCGAAUCCCCACCUCUUCUUAUGCGUAAGGCUCCAGCAAGAGCAACUCUCACCAAAUCUCACCCCAUUUCACCUUCACCGAGUAUUUUAGUGCUCCAGCCAAGGCGUGUCAUUCUUCGCUAGCCUUCCCACCCACCAUGAAGCAAUAAUGCAGGUCUAGCGGGGGCCGGCUGGAGGACAUGAAAGCAAAGCCUGUCGGCUGCGAGGCUGAUGCCCAAGUACCGAAGGUUUACGGAGUUGGUGGGCAGCUGAUGCUUCCCUCUUACGCUCAGGCUCAGGCUGUCGUACAGUAGUGAGCGGGCUGCUGCAGCGCAACGUUGGACACUCUGUGCCUAUCAUGAGCUGCGUUGAUCUGCUGCGGACGAAUGCGAGUCAAUGAGAGGGUAGCUAGGUAGCUGCACGAAGGGUAUCGCACGAGGAACUGCCUCCGGCCUCCGGGGGUCCUUUGAUUCGAACUUUACUUUACAUCCAAGAACAAGAAUCCAAGCGAUGGAAGAGCCGUAGAAAGUGUAUGGAAACGAAAAAUGGAUCUCUUACUGGAUGCUGGCCUGGGUGUGGUAUUUACUACAGGGAUCAAAAUGGGCGGGCAAGGAAAAUACCAUGGAAUGACGUUGGGAGGCGAGGGAGUUGAGCGGCGCUGAGCACUGCGCUGCACUGCACUGCACUGCGGGGAGGGGAGAUACGAGCGAGGGAGGGGGCUACCUACCUAACAAGACCCUGGGGAGAUGGAUGGGUAAUGGAUUGAACCCUUGAUGCUUGUCUCCCUGUCCCUUUACCAGCAAUUACAGUACUCUUUGUCCCUCUCCACGUCGACCGACUCCAAGUCACAUCCUUGAGCCUCACCACGGCGAAUAAUUGUCCUUUGUUCUUCCAGGUUAAAGCGUUCAUUGCGUUGCGCUCCGCUGAUCUGUUUCUCCUGACAACCAAACCACAAACCGCACUACCAACUUCAGCGAAACCUUCCUCCCCCUUUCCCAGUAUCUGGUCUUGCACUGGUUCUGAUUCUCUUCUGCAACUCUUGAACGUCCAGAACCCAUCGUCCUGCACUCCAAGAACUUGGUCGGCGGGUAAUUGCUGCGAACAGUCUGCAGCCUUACUUCCGCAUUCCAACGGUAUCACCUCAUCGCGGGGUCGACACAUUCCAAGCAGGCAGCCUCGACGGAGACCACAGAACCAGAGAUUCUCUAUCUGCACCUCCCAGCAUCAUUUGCACGAUUGAUAGCCCUACGACCGAUUACUUGCAUUGCAUCCGGCAGGAAAAAAAAACUGGUAUGUAUGCGUCUCCACGGCAUCUCUUAACCUAGGGCAAACUCUCGUUUUCUAGCUGCUUCGAGGGUGCAGUACAGGUUGCUGACAUUUGCUCACUUCAGAAGCAAAUUCUCACAUUGCAUCUUCCUCACGUGCGACACCAUAUUGUGAUUUUGUAAGGCGAAACCUCGAGUCAUAGAGGCGGUUCUCGAGUCCUUAUAAUCGAGUCCGACUUUGUGUUUCGUUUAGAACAGCACCAUAGACAUACACAACCAUGUCAGACAGAUACAGAUAUUCUCGGGCGCGAUCCCCUCCACUCCUCAAUCCUGGCCGAAUAUCCCUGCCAAGCAACUUCACCAACUACCCUCAAGUCCACGAGCAUCAUCACGUUGUUCCUUCAUCCCGCAGAGAGGUGAUCCCGGCGCCACGAAGCAGCACAAGUUCCGUUAGCAAUGGUGGCACGAUAACUACGACAUACAAGGUUAAAAGCGAGGCCCCUACUCGAGGAAGUAGUGUGCGAGAGGGUAGUCGUACAAGGAGAUCUACGAUUGACAAUCACAAUCGUCCGACGAUUGUUACAACAACGCAGAAAUAUCGACCGGUUAUACAUAGCGGCGGCGUAGCAAGGCCUGAAAGCCCUCUCAAGAACCCCUAUCGCUCAAGUGAGGAAGAAUAUGUUGCUAUACCCGCAAUUUCUCGCCAUGGACAUCACCAUACGAAACGCUAUAGCGCCACAAUGGAUAAUGCGGAUAUGAAUCGUCUUGCUCGAGAGCGGGAAACAACCAGAUUACAGGUGGUGCCGAUCAGAGAGCCAACUUAUCCUAGUACGAGAGUGAGACCGGUAUAUACGGGUGUUGUUACUCGUCAUGCCGAUACGGUCUCGGACGAUUAUGGCGAGGAUGGUUACGGUUAUACCAAUCCAAGAGACUUGGUUCAAUACGACUUGACACACAACCAGCCGGUCCACCAUCGAUCAAGAAGGGAUAGCUUUGACGCUGGAAGGUCAGGCAGACCAACAUCUAUCACGGGAUAUGCAGAUAUUUUUCCUCGAUCAUAUGAUGCCCGAGAACGUGGACCACCUCCGACAACCAGAGGAUUCGAUAAGAUCAGAACGCCUGUCUACGAUCAGGCCCCGCCAGUGAGACCAGUCCGUCCGAGCUCUCCUCCCAGUUCGCUGGCACCUAUGGAACCGGUGCAAAGACCUGCUCCCUUCGAGCCUGUUGAGCCCGUCAGGAGGACAAGCACUUCUAGGGCGAGACCGACUUCUAUGUACCAAGAGAAUCGUGAGCCAAGACGGGCGCCAAGAGAGGAAUAUUAUGAAACUCGGGAUGACGAUAGAAGGGAGAGCCGAACACAUCGUCAUGAGAAUCCCGUGGAGCAGCGAGGCUUUGGUGUACGGGCUGAACGUCCUGACAGGUCGGAAAGACCGGAAAGGUCUGACUGGAAUGAGAGAUCAGACCGUGUUGAUAGGGUGGACAGAUCAGAAAGGGUAGAAAGGGUGGACAGGGUGGAUAGAUCCGAUCGAAACAAUCGGCCGGACAGGUCUGACAGGCAUGACCGGCUGGACAACGAUCGAACAGAUUACAAGGAGCCGAAGGAACACAAAGGCAGAGAUGCCAUUGCAACUGGCCUGAGUCUUGCUGGAGCUGCUCUUGGUGUCAAUGCCUUGAAAAAUGCUGCUCGAGGGGAUCGUGACGAUCGGGAAGACCGUGAAGAGCGAGAGGAAAGGAAGAAGCGUGAGUACGAGGAGGACGCUCGAAGGCGGAGAGAGAAACAGGACAGGAGUCCUGUGGAUCUGGGUGGUAGAGACCCGAAGGAACGGCGACAUAAAGACGAGGAUCUUACACCACCACCUCGGGAUAUGCCUCCUCCGCCCCGAGAUGGACCACCUCGAGAGGUGACCCCACCACAAGCAGCCUUCGUAGAUCGUAAUAGCCGAGAUGCUAAAGAUCGGAAGCCAUCUAGGGAUGAGAGAGAAAGAGAUCCAGACCGUCGUGAGAGGCACCGAAAUGCUUCGGAAGCAGCUCUGAAUGGAACAGCCAUCGACUCACGUUCUGACAGCUCAGCAUCGGAAGAAGUUCGACCUCGAUCUCGCCGUGAGCCUCUUCCUCGAAGAGAAUCAGGGACUGUACCUGCUGCAUUCGAUCCCAAAAACACUAUGGAUUUGUUCGCCUUGAAAGAAGCACUCAACUCCAAAGACUCUAAGGAUGCCUCAACACUUGCGCCAAAAGAGCCUGCUUCAAAGCCACGAACACCCAGAGGCUCAUCAACAAGGGAUCCGCGGGAGGCAGCUGAAAUACGCAAGGGUCUUAAUUCCGAGAGAAAAUCCAGAGAUCCUCUCGCUCCAACCGAGAAUCGUCAACUGCGUGUCGUGUCUCCUCCACGUGAGAAGGUUGAAGAAAAGCCUGUCAAGGGUAUUCUUCGUCAACCAAGAGAGAAGUUCCCCGAAGAUCCAGCUCCUAUCCGUGAAGGUGUUGCUCCAUUGAAAGAUGCGAAGAAGGAUGGUAUCCCACCAGAUGCAAGAUGGACUAAGAUCAGCCGGAAACUAGUGAAUCCAGAAGCUUUAGAAGCUGGAAAAGAGAGAUUUGAGGCCAGAGAGGACUUUGUGAUUGUCCUUCGAGUUUUGUCGAGGGAUGAAGUACAAGGAUAUGCUGAGGUUACACAGCGUAUAAGAUCCGCUCGCGAAGAAUUAGAAGAUAUCGAGGCUACUGAACGUAGACGUGCUCGUCGGGAGAGACAUGAAAGACACAAGCGCGAACGCAAUGGUGAGAUUCCUCGAAGCGAGCGUGGCGAACGCCGACAUCGCCGCCGCGGAGAAGAGGGACGAGAGAGGCACCGUGAAUCUAAUUCUGAAUCCGACUCCACGGAGGACGAUGACGUGUACGAGAGGCCGAAGAUGCUUGAGGCCCCACAGAAAAGAACCAAUUUCCAAGAUGCCUUAAUGAGUGGUGGAUUGGGCGAGAUGGCCCAGAGCCAGUCGAACCUGAGGGAGACUGAAGUUCUGGGAACUUACAGCGGGUACAGCAGGAAUCCGCCACCACCAAGCAGCAUGGCUGCUGUCAGUGCGGGAUCGAGUCGGAAGGAGAAGUGAAGAGGGGGUUUUGUAAUGGAUUGAAACGAAAUUUAUUAUUGUUUUUAUUUGAGCGAAAUGGAGCAGAGCAUAGAGGAGAUAUCAUGCAGCGAGAUGAAUGACGAGCAAAUGACGAGCGGAUACGUGAGCUAUGAGAGAUGCUUUUACGUGUGGAAGGGAUUGCAUUUGACUUUAUGUUCUAUUCUCCUGUACAAUUAAGGAAUUAUUAUAAGACGAGAUUGUGUUUUUGG